AUGUAUUGGCUCAGGAACCUUCUACCUCUCACUAUCUGUUCGACAGCUUUUGCAGCAGCGGCCUCCAAGGGAGGAGUAUGGCAAAAGGGCAAAGUCUGUAAUGUAACGGCUCUAGGAGGGAAGCGAGACGAUGUCCCGAACAUCCUAGAGGCGUUCUCGCGCUGUGGAAAAGAUGGCACCAUCGUCUUUCCCGAGGAUCAGAAUUAUUGGAUUGCAACUAGGCUCAAUCCUAUUGUGAGCAAUGUUGUAAUUGACUGGCGUGGUGUGUGGACAUUCUCGGAUGCUCUCGACUACUGGCGCAACCACUCUUAUCCGAUCACCUUUCAAAACCACCACGCUGGUUUUGUUCUAACCGGAGACCAUAUUACCAUUGAGGGACAUGGGACGGGGCAGAUCUAUGGCAAUGGUAACGCUUGGUACAAUGUCGAACAAGGUGUCACCCAGCCUGGAAGACCGAUGCCUUUCGUCUUCUGGAAUGUGUCAGAAGUCCUUGUAGAAGAUUUCACUGUCAAGGAUCCUCCUUUAUGGUCGUUGAAUAUCAUGAAUGGAACAAACAUGGUCUUCAACAACAUUACAUGCAAUGCAACUGCGGUAAAUGCUCCAUAUGGUACCAAUUGGGUGCAGAACACAGAUGGUUUUGAUACCAUGGAUGCAAACAACAUUGAAUUGAACGGUUUCACGUAUCAGGGUGGAGAUGACUGCGUUGCCAUCAAACCACGCUCUUACAAUGUCCGCGUCUCGAACGUAGCGUGCCAUGGUGGUAACGGCAUCGCCAUUGGUAGCCUUGGCCAGUACCUUGAGGAUGCUUCGGUCAAGAAUGUGGUGAUAGACAAUGUCGAUAUCAUCGGUUAUAACAAGGAUAUGCACAACGCGGCUUACAUCAAGACAUACAUGGGCGGACGAGUCCUACAAAGAUCGUACGAAAGUGCCGGCUUGCCAAAUGGUGGUGGUUGGGGUACAGUCGAGAACAUCCUCUUCUCGAAUUUCAAUGUUCAAGGAGCCAGUGCAGGUCCUGCCAUUACCCAAGACACCGGAGAUAAUGGAACUUUCAAAGGAACCAGUCUCAUAGCCAUCUCGAAUGUUGCCUUUGUCAACUUCACAGGAUAUUUGAAUGGAGUCUCGCGCGCCGCUUCGGUUUCUUGCUCGAAUGUUCAUCCAUGCUAUAACAUCGAUUUUCAGAACGUGGAUCUUCUUCCCUCACAGAACGCGACGGCAUACGGCAAUGUUACCUGUUCAUACAUCGAGUCUGGGGGUGUCCGUGGUCUUUCUGGGUGCUAA
Molecule: messenger RNA, 1278 nt
Organism: Talaromyces marneffei
Lineage: Eukaryota; Fungi; Ascomycota; Eurotiomycetes; Eurotiales; Trichocomaceae
Exons: 4
Coding region: 1-1278 (425 amino acids)
Biological process (GO): carbohydrate metabolic process
Molecular function (GO): polygalacturonase activity
Source: RefSeq, a predicted model, not a curated record